Molecule: messenger RNA, 1783 nt
Organism: Vigna umbellata (rice bean)
Lineage: Eukaryota; Viridiplantae; Streptophyta; Magnoliopsida; Fabales; Fabaceae
Source: RefSeq, a predicted model, not a curated record
AAGUUAUUCAUAUCACCUAAUUUUAUUUUUAAAAGUUUUAAAACCUAAAACUAAAAACUACCCGAGACGACAAGUUAGGCAAUUGGAUCAUCGUUCAUCGUCUGGGAAUUGAGUUGACUGAAGGAGUUACAGUAAUUCAGUGUUUGUGCUAUAGCAAAUGGCGAAAGUUUUCUGUGAUUUUCGGUUCCUCCUCUUGGUUGCAGCCGGGAUCUUCAUCUAUAUCCAGAUGAGGCUUUUCGCAACACAAUCAGGAUAUGCUGAUCGCCUAGCUGCAGCUAUUGAAGCUGAAAACCAUUGUACAAGUCAAAUGCGAUCACUGAUUGACCAGAUUAGCUUGCAACAAGGACGAAUUGUGGCCUUAGAAGAAGAGAGGAAACGUAGAGACCAAGAAUGUGGACAAAUGAAGUCUCUUGUACAAGAUCUGGAAAGAAAAGACCUACAGAGGCUGACUGAUAAAAUGCAGGUUCCGGUGGCUGCUGUUGUGAUCAUUGCAUGUAAUCGUGCUGAUUACCUGGAGAGGACUAUUAAUUCUGUGUUAAAACACCAAAGGCCCAUUUCUUCAAGAUUUCCUUUAUUUGUAUCUCAGGAUGGAUCAAAUCCAGAUGUUAAAAGUACGGCUUUGAACUAUGAUCAGUUAUCUUAUAUGCAGCACUUGGAUUUUGAACAAGUUCAAACUGAACGACCAGGAGAGUUAAUUGCUUACUACAACAUUGCACGUCAUUACAAGUGGGCUUUAGAUCAGCUGUUCUACAAGCAUAACUUCAGCCGAGUAAUCAUCCUUGAAGAUGACAUGGAUAUAGCACCUGAUUUCUUUGAUUAUUUUGAAGCUGCAGCAACUCUCCUUGACAAGGAUAAGUCUAUUAUGGCUGUUUCCUCGUGGAAUGAUAAUGGACAAAAGCAAUUUGUACAUGAUCCAUAUGAACUGUACCGAUCAGAUUUCUUUCCUGGGUUAGGAUGGAUGCUGGCCAGAUCUAUAUGGGAUGAGUUAUCACCAAAAUGGCCUAGGGCUUACUGGGAUGACUGGUUGAGACUAAAAGAAAAUCACAAAGGGCGACAGUUUAUCCGACCUGAAGUGUGCAGAACAUAUAAUUUUGGUGAGCAUGGUUCUAGUUUGGGACAGUUUUUUAAGCAAUAUCUGGAGCCAAUCAAGCUGAAUGAUGUCAAGGUUAACUGGAGAUCAAUGGAUCUGAGCUAUUUACUGGAGGAUAAGUAUUCUAUGCAUUUUGCCAAUACUGUUAAGAAAGCUACACCUGUCUAUGGAGCUGGCGUGGUUCUAAAGGCAUAUAAUAUAGAUGGUGAUGUGCGUAUCAAGUAUAGAGAUCAGUCAGAUUUUGAAAACAUUGCUCGCCAAUUUGGUAUAUUUCAAGAGUGGAAGGAUGGAAUACCGAGGACCGCCUAUAAAGGAGUAGUCGUUUUCAGACAUCAAACCUCACGACGUAUAUUCCUUAUUGGUCCAGAGUCUUUGAAGCUACUUCAGAUCGAAGAGUCUUAAUGCUGGAUGAAGAAGAAAAAUACUGACAAUGUAAGAGAGUAGUUGUCUUCAGAUAUGAACGGAAGUGUUGCGGGAGUUAUUGUGGCAUAGGAAAGUUAUGGUCUAUUUGCUGAUGCAUACUGGAACAAAAUUAGUGGCCAUAGCGGGUAUCUUGUAGAGACAGAUUUUGUCUUAUGAUGGCUUGAGGUCCUAGCCUGGCCAUGCUAACCUCAUGUAUCCUACUCUCCAUUCAUGUGACAGCAAAACGGGAUGGUGAAUUUUUAUGUCAGAGUGGAUCAAUUUUUAUUUUUU